Trichomonas vaginalis G3 is the source of this 516-nucleotide messenger RNA. RefSeq lists its product as uncharacterized. Lineage: Eukaryota; Parabasalia; Trichomonadida; Trichomonadidae. The annotation marks the transcript as partial. The transcript has a single exon. The record is from RefSeq and is a predicted model, not a curated record.
AUGCUGGGUUCAUCUUCACAAUUUAAGCAAAUCAUUGUAAAGAAAACAAACUGUCCAUAUGAAUUAAGAUUUAUUGACAUCAGAAAUUAUAUAGCGGGUGGAACAUUAGACCAAUUCACUCAAGAUUUCGGAAACAAUAAAUCACGUGUUAAAUCCUUUUUCCCUUAUCAAUUCAUCACAUGGGAGAAUUACGAAGAUGAAUUAUAUAAAGUGGAACCAUUCACUCAAGAUUCAUUUUAUUCAGCAUUAACUCAAGAAACAAUAUCCGAUUCAGAUUAUCAAAUAUAUCUCAAUGAUGCUAAAAAUUUUGAGAAUAGAUUAGAAUAUUUUAUUCAUUAUUGCAAUAAAGACGUUGAAAUUAUGAUUGACCCAAUUGAUAAAAUUAUUGAAGAAACAUUUGUUUAUAAAAUUGACAUGCUUCAUAAUCUUUCAUUAUCAUCGAAUGCAUCAAUGAUUCGUUACGCGUUAGCAUAUAAGAACUUCAAUCCUAACGAAACAUAUCCAGAAGAAGAAAAU